AUGUCGGUGCUCUUCCCCUGGGUUACUGCUCCAGACCUGAGCUUCGAGGGCUCUGACACGAGGGUGGCCGGCAUCCCACCAGCCUGGCUUGCCUGCCUUCGAGGCCGGGAGCGGGGAGGCUGCGUGGCCGGAGACGUCUCCCUGGGGCAGGCAGGGCUCGGUGGCAGUGUGCGUGCUUUCCGCCGGUGUGCCCCAGAGAAUGUAACCCAAACGGCAGAAGAAGAAAAACCCAAGCCUCUGACCAUCCAGGAGAUCAAACAGAAAAUAGAAAAAUACAACGCAAAAGUUACAAACUGCCUGCUGAUGAAGCUGAACGAUGAUGGGACCUACACAGGCUUCAUUAAAGUGCAUCUGAAGCUGCGCCGCCCCGUGACGGUUCCGGCAGGGAUCCGGCCACAGUCCAUCUACGAUGCCCUCAAGGAGGUGAACCUGGCUGACAUGACGGACAAGAGAACCUCGUUCUACUUGCCGCUGGAUGCCAUCAAGCAGCUCCACAUCAGCAGCACGACGACGGUCAGCGAGGUGAUCCAGGGGCUCCUGAAGAAGUUCAUGGUGGUGGAUAAUCCGCAGAAGUUUGCACUUUUCAAGGAGAUGCGGAAAGAUGGCCAAGUGGGAUGCAUUCUCCAUCCCAGAGCUACAGAACUUCUUGAUGAUACUGGACAAAGAAGAAAAGGACAAAAUUCAGCAAGUGCAAAGGAAGUACGAGAAGUUCAAACAGAGACUGCAACAGACCUUGAAAGAAGCCAGAGGCAAGCCUGGAUAACCCUUCGGGAGGUACUGGGCAUCAGACUAAGCUAG
Opisthocomus hoazin is the source of this 798-nucleotide messenger RNA. The record is from RefSeq and is a predicted model, not a curated record. NCBI's taxonomy places the organism in Eukaryota, Metazoa, Chordata, Aves, Opisthocomiformes, Opisthocomidae.